ACUUUUGGGUUCCGGGAAACAUGGCGGCGUCCGAGCAGACGACAGAUGCGAACACGAACGUCCCGGAGUACGAAUAUCCCGAUGUUAAUACAAAACCAUUUCAUAUCGGCUCUUUUAAAAAGGAGUGGCUGAGCAGACUGAAGCCGAGCGACUACUCGUAUGAGGAGGCGGACGAGGACGCAUUUCAUGCUAACUUUGCUAGAGAGAUGGGGGUCAGUGCGGAGACCAUGGCUGAACUUAAGGCUGUGUGCAGUGUUGAUUCGCUUCGAUGUCAUCCUGAAGAUCAGCAGCCCGACACAGAAGUUGUACCUCCAGACCCCACAUUAAGAACACUAGUGCAAAGGAAGGAGAGGCAAGACCACAGAGCUUCUCUUAAAAAGAUUAAAAAGAACAGACAUGACCUCUAUGCAGAUGAACUGGAGCGUUUAACAAUUGGUAGGAAACCAGAAACGGUGACUGACAUGGUCCCCGAAGGAGAGAUCAUUCUAACCAUCAAUGUCUACUACCCAGCUGUGUUCGACAAAUUUAACUACAUCAGACCCCACAUGACUCUCCUGAUGACGGGUUCCCACAGCUUGGCAGAGCUCAGGGAUGCUGUUUGCUGCGUCAGUGACUUGCAAGUGUGCGGAGAGUUCAGCAACACGCCUGACGUGGCUCCAGAAUUCAUCAGCAAGGAUCAUUACAAGUCAGCUUUCUUCUUCUUUGAAGGAGUUUUCUACAAUGACAUGCGGUUUCCUGAGUGCCAGGACAUCAGCUCGACUACAAUUGAAUGGGCUAAGUCCCAUAACUUCCCAUCCUACAGCCAGGCCAAGAUGGAGGACACACUUUUAGAAGAUCUGAAAGUCAAAGUGGGAUUCCCGUAUCUCUACUGUCACCAGGGCGACUGCGAACAUCUGGUCAUCAUCACAGAUGUUAGACUGGCCCACAAGAACGACUGUCUAGACAAGAAUCUGUACCCACUGCUCACGCACAAGCACAGAGUCCUCACCCAGAAGUGUGCGGUCUGCCAUGUCUUCAUUGGAAGAUGGUAUACCACCAACGACCAGUUUGCUCCGAGCGACCCAUGUCUCUUCUGUGACAAAUGCUUUCGUAUGCUGCACUACGACGCUCAAGGCAAUAAACUGGGCGAAUUCUUGGCUUAUCCCUAUGUGGACCGGGGUGCCUUUAAUUAAUGAUUCUCAUGACUUAUUGCUGUAUAAUACAGUUAUAUGGUUUAUAUUUCAGAAAGAAAUGUUCUGAUACUUGCAACGUCAUCAAAACUGUUUUUUUAGGUUUUGAUUUUCCUCUUGGAGCUAAACAGUAACAUUUACUGAUAAACAGUUCAGUUGACAGCAGCACGGUCAGUUUAAUGUUUAGCAUACUUGUUUUGUUUUUUUUGUAAAGUUAUUCAUUUUUAAAUGCACAAAACAGCUUUUUGAUUGAUUGAUUGUGAUUGAUUGAGUUCAUUAAAAGUAACCGAGUUGUUAUUUUUGAUUGGUGGACAUUUGUACAGCUUGUUUAACUCAUUUUGAUGUACUUCAAAUCAAUGAGGGUGACACAGAUCAGAAACUUGACCUUAGUGAGAUGACAAUUUUAAAAGGCUGUCUAUUUGUCACCUUUAUACUGUACUGUGCAAAAGUCUUGAGCCGCCCCUCUUUUCUUUCUCAUUUGUUUGUAUUUUUUUUUCAAGUUAGUCAAAUUUUGUCAUUUUUAAGUGGUCUUGAGCAAAGCUUUGUCCAGGCUUUCUGAAAGUGAUUCAGUGUUCUUUGGUCUAGUCUUUCUACAGAGGAAUGUUUUCUUUUAAAGCUACUUAACGCUGAUCUAUGAAUCACUCAAGCAUGAAAAAGUCACCAAACACAUGAGCCAGUGUUGUGUACUCAUAACAGAUAAGUGCUUGAUUUCAUUUGAUUCCUUGAUUUUUAGUAGUUUUUUUUUUUAGCAAAUUUUAUUAUUAGAAAAAGGUAAACAGUAAAUACAAAAUGCAUUUUAUUAAUAUGUAUUAAAUGUGUGUUCUUUAAAUACAUUUAAUAUUGAUUUAGUAA
Molecule: messenger RNA, 2021 nt
Organism: Oreochromis aureus
Lineage: Eukaryota; Metazoa; Chordata; Actinopteri; Cichliformes; Cichlidae
Gene: snapc3
Product: small nuclear RNA activating complex, polypeptide 3
Exons: 9
Coding region: 21-1172 (383 amino acids)
Biological process (GO): snRNA transcription by RNA polymerase II; snRNA transcription by RNA polymerase III
Cellular component (GO): snRNA-activating protein complex
Molecular function (GO): core promoter sequence-specific DNA binding; bent DNA binding; RNA polymerase III type 3 promoter sequence-specific DNA binding
Source: RefSeq, a predicted model, not a curated record